Messenger RNA from Coregonus sp. 'balchen', 3502 nucleotides. The record is from the annotation of a GenBank genome assembly. Lineage: Eukaryota; Metazoa; Chordata; Actinopteri; Salmoniformes; Salmonidae.
CAUAGACUUCCGGUAAAGGGAAAAGGUUUUUCAACGUUUGUUGUAAACCAGGCUGAUCAAAAUGCCGAAGUAAGUGUUUUAUCUUUUGACUCUCAGUUGCAUAUUUCAUCCAUUAUAAAGGGAUUUUACCUUAAUGAACACUGGACAUGUAUAUCUAAUAGAUGUUCAGAACUAAUGGAAGUUAGUUGUCUAAUUUAAUCGGCUUCAGCCAGAGCUUCAAUCCUGGGAAGGAAGUGUAGCCAGUAGCAGCAGUAUGAUCAUUCAUAGCAUACCUGUUUUGCUCCCUGAUCAUACUUUUAUUUGGUUCUGUUAUGGGAGCUGAAACAUUUGCUCUGACGAUUUUGUCCAGAGGUGUAGAGGUUUUUAUACUCUGGUUCUACCUACAUUGAUGAAGUUGAUCUAGCACUCAAUGUCUGUUUAUCCAUCAGGUUUUAUUGUGACUACUGUGACACCUACCUAACUCAUGACUCGGUAAGUCUGCACAACAUUGCUAGUAGAAGUGUUUCCUGAUUGUAUGUGGUUGAUUCUGUCUUGAAGCCACAUGUGAUGAGUAUUUAUUCUCUAACCUUAUUGUAUAUUCAGAUUGUUUCAAGGUCAACAUUGAUGACUGUUCUGUGUUUGGUAGCCCUCUGUGAGGAAAACACACUGCAGUGGCCGCAAACACAAAGAAAAUGUAAAAGACUAUUACCAGAAAUGGAUGGAAGAACAAGCACAGAGCCUCAUUGACAAAACAAGUGAGUAACACAAGAAAAAUACAUACUUUGACCAGUCUUUUUUACCUUGACGUGUUCAGCCACCAUGACCAUCUUAGGUGAAGAGGGGCCGGAAGGCUAUUAUGUCAGGAGUUCUAACUAAUUUUGUUUCUCUUAGCUGCUGCCUUCCAACAAGGGAAGAUGCCCCCAACACCAUUCCCAGGAGCCCCACCUCCAGGGGGUGCCAUGAUCCCGCCACCAAACCUCAGUAAGGGCACUAGCGCCAUGUACAUUUCAGUUAGUAUGCAAAGAGCACAUCCAAGCUCGACCAAAUUCCUCAGUUGGAGAGUAAAUCUUACCACUCAUUUACAAAAAUGACUUUAUAUACACAAAUAUUUUGCCACUAAUAAAAGGUCUGAGUUUCCUGGUAGUUAUUGUUGUUGAUGAUGUUUUACCAAUAGAUGGCCCACCACGUCCAGGGAUGCUACCAACACCCCAGAUGGGUGGUCCUCCAAUGAUGCCCAUGAUGGGCGGAAUGGGACCACCCCCACCUGGAAUGAUGGGUGGACCAGGUAGGAUAACCUCAAACGGUUAUUUAUGUGAUAUACAGUGCAUUCGGAAAGUAUUCAGACCCCUUGACUUUUUCCCCAUUUUGUUACAUUACAGCCGUAUUCUAAAAUUGAUUAAAUAUUUUUCCCCCUCAAUCUACGCAUGAUACCCCAUAAUGACAAAGCAAAAACAGGUUUAGACAUUUUUGAAAAUAUACACUACCGGUCAACAUUUUUUGAACACCUACUCAUUCAAGGGUUUCUUUAUUUUUACUAUUUUCCACAUUGUAGAAUAAUAGUGAAGACAUCAAAACUAUGAAGUAACACACAUGGAAUCAUGUAGUAACCAAUAAAGUGUUAAACAAAUCUAAAUAUGUUAUAUUUGAGAUUCUUCAAAUAGCCACCUUUUGCCUUGAUGAUAGCUUUGCACACACUUGGCAUUCUCUCAACCAGCUUCACCUGGAAUGCUUUUCCAACUGUCUUGAAAGAGUUCCCACAUAUGCUGAGCACUUGUUGGCUGCUUUUCCUUAAUUCUGCGGUCCGACUCAUCCCAAACCAUCUCAAUUUGGUUGAGGUUGGGGGAUUGUGGAGGCCAGGUCAUCUGAUGCAGCACUCCAUCACUCUCCUUCUUGGUAAAAUAGCCCUUACCAGCAAAGCACCCCCACACCAUAACACCUCCUUCUCCAUGCUUUACGGUGGGAAAUACACAUGCGGAGAUCAUCCGUUCACCCACACAACGCCUCACAAAGACACGGCGGUUGGAACCAAAAAUCUCCAAUUAGGAGCAAUGGACAUUAGACCAGUUGAAACGUGUCCUUUGGUCUGGAGUCCAAAUGUAAGAUUUUUGGUUCCAACCGCCGUGUCUUUGUGAGACAAUCCCCCGACCUCAACCCAAUUUGAGAUGGUUUGGGAUGAGUCGGACCGCAAAGUGAAGGAAAAGCAGCCAACAAGUGCUCAGCAUAUGUGGGAACUCCUUCAAGACUGUUGGAAAAGCAUUCCAGGUGAAGCUGGUUGAGAGAAUGCCAAGAAUGUGCAAAGCUGUCAUCAAGGCAAAGGGUGGCUAUUUGAAUAAUCUCAAAUAAACAAAUAUUUUGGUUACUACAUGAUUCCAUAUGUGUUAUUUCAUAGUUUUGAUAUCUUCACUAUUAUUCUCAAUGUAUUUCUGUUUUUUUUAUUUUUAAUACAUUUGCUAUAAUUUCUAAAAACCUUUUUUCGCUUUGUCGUUAUGGGGUGUUGUGUGUAGAUUGCUGAGAAAUAAUUUAAUCAAUUUUAGAACAAAGCUGUAACGUAACAAAAUGUGGAAAAAGUCUAGGUGUCUAAAUACUUUUCGAAUGCACUGUACAUACAUAGACUCAAACAAGGGACGAGUGUGCUUCAGAGUUUGCCAGUAUUGAGGAAACGUACUACCAUCUUAAACUAAAUAGUAUCAUCUGAAAACAGGAAUGAUUAAAACCAUAACCUGUAAAUGCUUUCUUUCCUACAUUCUCAGGUAUGCGACCUCCAAUGGGUGGCCGAAUGCAGAUGAUGCCUGGACAUCACAUGAUGCGACCUCCCGGUCACCCAAUGAUGAUGCGGCCAAUGAUGGCACGGCCAGACCGAUAAACUCUCCCCGACUCCCUCAAACACACACUGUGGGUUUGUUCCACAUGAUCAGUAAAUCUUAUGUUCUCACUUCUCCCCUAAAGUAAUUUGAUUAGGGAAAUCUAUGGUUGAUUAAGUUGGUCUAAAAUAUUUCAUGAAGUCGCUGACAAGUGCCACAGUCCUCACAUGUAUCCACUUGAUCUUAGAAUCAUUGUUAAUUUUAUGUCAAACUACAAAGUAGAUUUGAAGGUGAGGAACAGAUUCUGUGGAACUAACCUUUUGGCAAAUCCCUCCCCACUCUACAGCUGUCUCUUGGACUUCACUUUACAUAAUACUGUUUUGGUCAUCAUUUCUUUGCUGUACUCUCACCCAUUUUCCCUGGAUGGAUUUCAUUUUUAUUAUGCUACAGAUUUUAUAACGAUCCCCUCUACUCAUUCCAAUUUCCCUGCUCAUCAUUGUUAGUUUGGUGUCUUGGCACAUGCUAAAGACAACAGGAACGUAUGAAAAGGUUGUUGAAUGUGUUUCUAUCAUUCACCUAGAAGUGUAUUAAGUUCUAUGUUUUUAUUUUCAGUUGGCAGUACCAGUACGAUGAAGCAUUGUAUCAACUGUUUAAAAAAAAUAGCUGAUGCUAUUGACUGUGAAUUUAUUUUAUAACGGUCUAUUAAACGAAAAUGAUAACUU